Messenger RNA from Anthostomella pinea, 921 nucleotides. The record is from the annotation of a GenBank genome assembly. Lineage: Eukaryota; Fungi; Ascomycota; Sordariomycetes; Xylariales; Xylariaceae.
AUGGCUGGCCUUCUGAAUGACUUGGGGGACGGUCUAGGAUCGGUCUUGGGUGGGGGCAACGACGAAGCCGGACCAGCAGAAACACCAGCGACGGAGACUGGAGACAAGCCUGCAAAGACGACGGCGGAAGCCACCUCAACUUCGGCUUCAGAUGCAGAGGAGACUGCAGACAAAUCUUCGGAGACGACUGCGGAAGCUACCACGACUUCGGCUUCAGACGCAGAGACGACUGCAGACCCCGAGACGACCCAGGACGCGCAAGAUUCGUCGGCAACGACCACAGCCGCCGAGAGCACUACCGAGAGCACUACUGAGGAUGUGGCGCCGACAACUACUUUCGCGCCGUCUACCACCUUUCAGGUCGGCGAUCAGACCACUCUCGUCACCUCGGUCUCAUCAUCUUCACCUUCCUCUUUAUCCUCAUCUUCAUCCACCUCUCUCACCGACAGCAUAGCCGAGAGCCUAGGCAUCAGCAGCAGCAUCACAUCAGCGACAUCCCUCGCCACAUCACCCGCAUCCACCACAGACGCAGCAACGUCAACCAGUCCCACCGCCCAACAGACAGUCGCGAGCCCCAGCUCAACCGCAACGUCUCAAGCGGUAACUGACGGCACCGAACUCACCCAAUCCCAAGCCUCCGGCAACAGCAGCAACAGCGGUCUGCCCGUACCCGUCAUAGCCGGCAUCGCAGGCGGCGCCGGCGGGCUCGUCCUCAUCGUGGGGGCCAUCUUCGUGCUGCGGCUUGUCUGGCGGCAGAGACGGCACGGCAACGACGAGGCGCUGGAGAGGCUGGACUCGAUGUACGAGGCCGGCAAGCCGUCGGCCGCCGAGGCGGACGAGAAGACUACCGGUAUGCGCUGGAACAGGGGGUUGUCGUCGUUCCACCGGCCUGAUCAGGCGUUCAAGGGGUAUCGCAUGUGA